Messenger RNA from Trichobilharzia regenti, 977 nucleotides. The record is from the annotation of a GenBank genome assembly. NCBI's taxonomy places the organism in Eukaryota, Metazoa, Platyhelminthes, Trematoda, Strigeidida, Schistosomatidae.
CAAUCGACGGGAAAAUCUAAAAUUGAAUUAAAUGGUUGCUAGACAGUUAAACAUAUAGUCUUGUACUAAACGUGUCGUAAACAUGCUUAAAAGAUAUUCUGCAUAAUAAUGUAAAAUUCAGCGUCCAGUGUUUCAACAGACCAUAAAUAUUAGAAAAGAUUUGUAAAUCAGGUGGAUGAUUUGCAAUUAAUAGUGUUCUCUGAGCUGGUUGGUUUAGUUGCGGAGCUUUCGUCGUCUUUCUGGACGACAUCUUCAGUGCAGUAUUUAGGAUAAAGUGAAAAAUACUUACAAACGGUCUUCAGGAAGAAUGGUUAUCCAAAAAAUUUCAUCAAAAAGUGUUUCAAGUCGAAUCAAAGCACCAACAAUGAACUAUCACCAAAGACCAAAAAGAAAUUCAUCCUACCAUACAUCAGAAAUAUCUCUGAAAUAACGGCUAGAAUAAUGAAACCGUUUGAUAUAGAUGUACCACAAAAACCAGCCGAAUUGCUUAAUUCGAUCUUAUGCAAACCAAAAGAUCCAACAGAAAAAGGAGAUAAAAUUAAUGCCAUUUACAAAAUAAAUUGUAUGAACUGUAACAAGAAUUACAUCGGCCAAAGUGAGCAUCCCCUUCGAAUAAGAAUCCAAGAACACAAAUCAGCCAAGAAAAGACAUGAUAUAAAUUCUUUAGUAUCAAUGCACACAGACAAUUAUGGACAUCAAUUUGAUUGGGAUAAUGUCAAAAUCUUGGACAGAGGAAACACCAAAUGUGCCAGGGAAUUCCUAGAAGCCUGGUACUCAAACGAAAAUGCAAUUAAUAAACACGUUAAUAUAGAUGAAAUAUACCAACUAAUAAAAAGUAAAUCAGAUGACCAGAAAGUUUAAAAUCCCAAUCAAUAGAAAACGGUCAAUACAUAUCGAAAGAUGGUUACCGGGAGACGCAAUUAUAUCACUCAUGAAGAAAUUUAAAUCAUUUUAAGUGUUGGUUUGUAGGGAUUUGA